UAGGCCACACACAUUUUCUCUCGUUACUUUCUUAGUUGUACUACUUAAAUAGUUGUAUUUUUAAAAAAUUUAUUUCAGUAGGCAAUGCAUCUUGAUGACUUUUAUAUACGAAUUUUCUUUAUUUUUUUACUAUCUUUGAAGAAAAGUUUUAAAAAUCGCAGUUUUAAGGCAUCUACUGCAACCAUUGCCUUCGAUGGCAACAAUCCAGCUCAGGACAGGACACGCCCCAAAGUUCAUGUUUUGACUCUCCUAUCUCGACUCCAAGGCUUGGACUGGUCCGGAAGCCGGUGAUCACUGCAGAAGAGGGCUUCAGAUGUCCAGCAAGCGCGUGCUGGACUCCAACGUCCACCGACGAAGCUAAGGGCUUCCAGCCGAGGCUGUUGCCAACUUGGCGGUUCACCAAAGGGCGGGGCUGGGAGACGGGAGAGGGAGCUUGGAGAAGCGUCCUGAGUUGCCAUGGAAACGAGGCCCAGCGGCGGUCCUAGCAGCCGAAAAGAGUCCCCUGAAACUUGUCCCCAGGGAUUACUGGUGUUCACCGGCUCUUCUGAACAGGAUGCCAACUUGGCCAAGCAGUUCUGGAUCGCGGCGUCAAUGUAUCCUCCUAACGAAUCUCAGUUGGUGCUGUCCAGAGGCAGCAGUCAGCGUCUGCCCGUGGCGGGGUCCUCUAAGAGCAGUGGGCUCGGGAAAAAUUACUUGCAGCCUUUUUUCCUUGAGAAAGACAAGAAUACAGAUGUCAUUGCUGAAACCCUAAAGAUUCAAGAAUCUGAGGAAAAAGAAAAGUAUCUCCAAAAGGCUAAAAGAAGAGAUGAGAUUCUCCAACUCUUAAGAAAACAAAGAGAAGCAAGGAUCUCGAAAGAACUGAUUUCCCUUCCUUAUAAACCAAAGGCCAAAGUACACAAAGCAAAGAAAGUGAUAUCAGAGUCAGAUAAAGAAGACCAAGAAGAAGUCAAAGCCUUGGACUAAUUUGAUUGACACAUGGUAGAGGAUGGCUCACUUAGAUCUUCACUUUUGAAACAACCUGCUCUUACAUCAGGAUCACUGGGAUCACUUAGUUAAAAUAGACAAAGAAAUAAAAAUUAAAUAUGCAACAUUUC
Ceratotherium simum simum (southern white rhinoceros) is the source of this 1094-nucleotide messenger RNA. The record is from RefSeq and is a predicted model, not a curated record. Lineage: Eukaryota; Metazoa; Chordata; Mammalia; Perissodactyla; Rhinocerotidae.